Molecule: messenger RNA, 1299 nt
Organism: Elephantulus edwardii (Cape elephant shrew)
Lineage: Eukaryota; Metazoa; Chordata; Mammalia; Macroscelidea; Macroscelididae
Gene: NLRX1
Product: NLR family member X1
Exons: 4
Coding region: 1-1299 (432 amino acids)
Biological process (GO): negative regulation of canonical NF-kappaB signal transduction
Cellular component (GO): mitochondrion
Molecular function (GO): protein binding
Source: RefSeq, a predicted model, not a curated record
AUGCAGCACCCUCCAAGGUUUCUCCCUUGCUUCCUCUCCCAGGUGGUUCCAGGUGUGUUUGGGCGUGUGAUGGGUAAGAGCCGCGAGGCAGUUGCCCAGGCCAUGGUGCUGGAGAUGUUCCGCGAGGAGGACUACUACAAUGACGACGUUCUGGACCAGAUGGGCGCCAGCAUCCUGGGUGUCGAGGGCCCUCGGCGCCACCCAGACGAGCCGCCAGAUGAUGAAGUCUUUGAGCUCUUCCCGAUGUUUGUGGGAGGGCUUCUCUCUGCCCACAACCGGGCCAUGCUGGCUCAGCUUGGCUGCCCAAUUAAAAACAUGGAUGUCCUAGAGAAUGCCCAGGCCAUCAAGAAGAAGCUGGGCAUGCAGGGCCGCCAGGUGCUGCCCCCUUCAGAGCUCCUUGACUACCUCUUCUUUCACUACGAGUUCCAGAAUCAGCACUUCUCUGCUGAGGUGCUCAGCUCUCUGCGCCAGCUCAACCUAGCAGGUGUGCGCAUGACACCCCUCAAGUGCACUGUGGUGGCAACUGUCCUGGGCAGCGGAAGACAUGUCCUGGAUGAUGUGAACUUGGCAUCCUGCCAGCUGGACCCCGCCGGGUUGUGUACCCUCAUGCCUGUGUUACUGCGUGCCCGGAAGCUGGGUUUACAGCUCAACAGCCUGGGCCCCGAGGCCUGCCGGAACCUCAGAGACCUGCUCCUGCAUGACCAGUGCAAAGUCACCACUCUGCGGUUGUCCAACAACCCGCUGACGGCAGAGGGCGUGGCCCUGCUGGUGGAGGGACUAGCCAGAAACACCUCACUGACACAUCUGUCCCUGCUGCACACCGGUCUUGGGGACGAGGGCCUGGAGCUGCUGGCUGACCAGCUGGACCGAAACCAACAGCUGCAGGAGCUGAACGUGGCCUACAAUGGCGCGGGCGACAGGGCUGCUCUGGCUCUGGCCAAGGCUGCCAGGGAACACCCUUCCCUGGAGCUGCUGCACCUCUACUUCAAUGAGCUGAGCUCUGAAGGCCGCCAGGUUCUACGAGACUUGGGGAGCACGGCUGAAGGUGGUGCUCGGGUUGUAGCAUCUCUGACAGAGGGAACAGCAGUGUCCGAGUACUGGUCAGUGAUCCUCAGUGAAGUCCAGAGGAAUCUCAACAGCUGGGACCGGGCCCGGGUCAAGCGCCACCUUGAGCUCCUGCUGCGGGAUCUGGAAGACAGCCGGGGUGCCACCCUCAAUCCUUGGCGCAAGGCCCAGAUGCUACGUGUGGAGGGCGAGGUCAAGGCUCUCCUGGAGCAGCUGGGAGGCUCUGGAAGCUGA